AUGUUGAGCUAUUUGUACUGUAUUCUCUCGCUUGUUAUCCUUACUGGAUCUUGUCCAUGCCAUAGGCGAGCAACGACCACAGAGCAGCCCUGCAUUGAAGGACCCCAAUGUCCAGAAGGAUACGUUCAGUACAAUAGUACGAAUAACGAAACUCUUCCAAUUUGUUUCAAGAUAAUAUGGGAAAAUUUGGCAAGGUGGGAUGAUGGUCGAAGCCUUUGUCAGAAUAGCACUCCAGGAGCCGAUAUCGGAUUUGUGAAUACACAAGACCAACGUGACCAACUCUAUAAUGCCGUUGUCGAAAAAUUGGGCGAUAAGGAUGGUGUUCUCCCAAUUUGGAUUGGUGCCAAAAAAACUGAAAAUUGCACGGCUGUGAUUAUGAAAAAGGCGAAAUCGGAUGAUCCAUGUUUUAUGUCAAAGGCUCUUGAAUGGGUUGGCGAUUUGGCGCCUUCAAACGCCACCGAAUUUUUCGACACCUAUGAAGUCCAUUUAGGACCACUUAAUAAACGUGGAGAUGGAUGUGGUCGAUUCUUGACAAACACCGCUGAGCUUACUGAUUUGGACGAAGAUACGGUCAUCGAUAUCGUUCCAUGCAACAAUCCGAAAAUCAAUGAGAACAACGAAUUCGAUGGACAAGCGGGAGUAUUGUGUACCGUCGAGGCAAAGUAG
Caenorhabditis bovis is the source of this 666-nucleotide messenger RNA. NCBI's taxonomy places the organism in Eukaryota, Metazoa, Nematoda, Chromadorea, Rhabditida, Rhabditidae. The record is from the annotation of a GenBank genome assembly.